AUGAAGAUCCCGGCCUCUGUCCACAUCUGCGGCACCAUGCUGGCCCUGCUCUCACUGCUGGCUGUCCUCCAGACUGCCACAGCCCGCAAGAAUGACAUCGACAUCUACAGCCUCACCGUGGACUCCAAGGUCUCAUCCCGAUUUGCCCACACGGUCGUCACCAGCCGGGUGGUGAACAGGGCCGAUACUGUGCAGGAGGCCACCUUCCAGAUGGAGCUGCCCAAGAAAGCUUUCAUCACCAACUUCUCCAUGAUCAUCGAUGGUGUGACCUACCCAGGGAACAUCAAGGAAAAGGCUGCAGCCCAGGAGCAGUACCACGCGGCUGUGGCCAAGGGAGAGAGUGCCGGCCUUGUCAAGGCCACUGGGAGAAAGACAGAGCAGUUCCAAGUGUCAGUCAGUGUGGCUCCGGCUGCCAAGGUCACCUUUGAGCUGGUGUAUGAGGAGCUGCUCAAGCGGCAUCUGGGGGUGUAUGAGCUACUGCUGAAAGUGCAUCCCCAGCAGCUGGUCAAGCACCUGCAGAUGGACAUUCACAUCUUCGAGCCCCAGGGCAUCAGUUUCCUGGAGACAGAGAGCACCUUUGUGACCAACGAGCUAGAAAAGGCCCUCACCACCUCACAGAACAAGACCAAGGCUCAUAUCCAGUUCAAGCCAACGCUCUCCCAGCAGCAAAAGUCUCCAGAGAAGCAGGACACAGUCCUAGAUGGCAACUUGAUCAUCCGCUAUGAUGUGAACCGGACCCUCUCCGGGGGCUCCAUUCAGAUUGAGAACGGCUACUUUGUGCACUACUUUGCCCCAGAAGGCCUGCCCACAAUGCCCAAGAAUGUGGUCUUUGUCAUUGACAAGAGCGGCUCCAUGAGUGGCAGGAAAAUCGAGCAGACCCGAGAAGCCCUAAUCAAGAUUCUGGAUGACCUUAGUCCCAAAGACCAGUUCAACCUCAUCGUCUUCAGCAUGGAGGCAACCCAGUGGAGGCCAUCACUGGUGCCAGCCUCAGCCGAGAACGUGAACGAGGCCAGGAGCUAUGCGGCCAGCAUCAAGGCCCUGGGAGGGACCAAUAUCAAUGACGCGAUGCUGAUGGCCGUGAAGCUGCUGGACAAUGACAACCGGAAUGAGCUGCUGCCCGCGGGGAGCGUCUCACUUAUCAUCCUGCUCACUGACGGCGACCCCACCGUGGGGGAGACCAACUCCACGAAGAUCCAGAAGAAUGUGCAGAAAGCCAUAGGUGACAAGUACAGCCUCUUCUGCCUGGGCUUCGGCUUUGAUGUCAGCUACACCUUCCUGGAGAAGAUGGCGCUGGACAACGGUGGCCUGGCUCGGCGCAUUUAUGAGGACUCAGACUCCGCCCUGCAGCUCCAGGACUUCUACCAGGAGGUGGCCAACCCACUGCUGGAGGCGGUGGCCUUUGAGUACCCGAGCAACGCUGUGGAGGAGGUCACGCAGGACAACUUCCGGCUCCUCUUCAAGGGCUCAGAGAUGGUAGUGGCUGGGAAGCUCCGGGACCAGAGCCCUGAUACGCUCUCAGCCAAAGUCAUCGGGCACAUGCAUAAACAGAACAUCACUUUCCAAACGGAGUCCAGUGUGGCAGAGCAGGAGGAGGAGUUCCGGAGCCCCAAGUACAUCUUCCACAACUUCAUGGAGAGACUCUGGGCAUACCUGACCAUCCAGCAACUGCUGGAGCACAGUGUUUCUGCAUCAGAUGCUGAACGGCAGGCCCUCAAGACCCGAGCUCUGAACUUGUCACUCAGCUACAGCUUUGUCACACCUCUCACAUCUAUGGUGGUCACCAAACCUGAGGGCCAAGAACAGUCUCAAGUUGCUGAGAAGCCCGUGGAAGAAGAAAACCGACACAGGAAAGUCUACUCAGGUAAGGGCCUAAGUUCCUCUGAGGGUGUCCUGGGUGGUGACCCACUGUCACAAGGCUCAGUGCACCCCUCCAUGAGAAACAACCACGACGGUGCCCGCAAGAACUGUGCACUGGCCGUCCCAGCCCCCAUCCAGGCUCCUUCAGUUAUCCUGCCGCUGCCUGGGCAGAGCGUGGACCGGCUCUGUGUGGACAUCACGCAAUCUGAGGAACCAAUGAAUCUGCUCUCAGACCCUACCCAAGGGGUUGAAGUGACUGGCCAGUAUGAGACGGAGGAGGCUGGGUUCUCAUGGAUUGAGGUGACCUUCAAGAAUCCCCAGCUGCAGGUUCAUGCAUCCCCUGAACACGUGGUGGUGAUUCGGAACAGAAGAAGCUCUGCGUAUAAGUGGAAAGAGACGCUGUUCUCGGUGAUGCCCAGCCUAAAGAUGACCAUGGACAAGACGGGUGUCUUGCUGCUCAGUGGCCCAGACAAAGUGACCAUCGGCCUACUGCCAUGGGAUGGACCCGGUGAGGGGCUCCGGCUCCUUCUGCGUGACACUGACCGCUUCUCCAGCCACGUCAACGGGACUCUUGGCCAGUUUUACCAGGACGUGCUCUGGGGGCCCUUAGAAGCGGCAGACGACAGCAAACGCACGUUGAGGGUUCAGGGGAAUGACCAUUCUGCCACCAGAGAGCUCAAGCUGGAUUACCAGGAGGGGCCCCCAGGAACAGAAAUUUCCUGCUGGACUGUGGAGCUGUAGUUCUGAUGGGAGGAGCUAUGGCCCCCCCACCUCAUGCCACCCCACUGAAUGCAGAUGGCUGGCGACCUGCAACCAGAGGGCCACCUGUGGGGCCCGGGGAGGGGGACUCCCAUUCAUUACAAAUAAAGGUGGGCAUAUCUGGCUCCAUCUGGCUAAACCCCAAGGCCUCAGAA
Molecule: messenger RNA, 2771 nt
Organism: Galeopterus variegatus (Sunda flying lemur)
Lineage: Eukaryota; Metazoa; Chordata; Mammalia; Dermoptera; Cynocephalidae
Gene: ITIH4
Product: inter-alpha-trypsin inhibitor heavy chain family, member 4
Exons: 20
Coding region: 1-2598 (865 amino acids)
Biological process (GO): hyaluronan metabolic process
Molecular function (GO): serine-type endopeptidase inhibitor activity
Source: RefSeq, a predicted model, not a curated record